This is a messenger RNA of Diachasmimorpha longicaudata, 4050 nucleotides long. RefSeq names its product cyclin-dependent kinase 4 (gene Cdk4). The transcript has 7 exons. Lineage: Eukaryota; Metazoa; Arthropoda; Insecta; Hymenoptera; Braconidae. Gene Ontology annotation, cellular component: nucleus; cyclin-dependent protein kinase holoenzyme complex; cytoplasm. Gene Ontology annotation, biological process: regulation of G2/M transition of mitotic cell cycle; regulation of gene expression; protein phosphorylation. The record is from RefSeq and is a predicted model, not a curated record. The coding region runs from base 2032 to 3231 and encodes 399 amino acids. Gene Ontology annotation, molecular function: cyclin-dependent protein serine/threonine kinase activity; cyclin binding; ATP binding.
GGAAUUAAUUAUCUACCUGGCAAUUAUACGUCCGUAAUCUAUUCCAUUCAUUGGUGAUAGUGUAGGUUCCUGUCAUCUCCGCCGUUGAUAUUAGAUUCACUCACGAUAAACAACAUAUUCCGAUAUAUCACUCACUAGCUUUCGUUUUUUUUUAAUCCUCGAUUUACUUCGAAUCCAACAAAUCGGCCGAUUAUAAUCUCACCCUCUCUCUGGACCUUCUCUCUUCAAUUAAAAAAAUAUUUCUGUCCUAAGUCAACAUAUUAAUUGCCCUUCCACCACACUCCUCAGAACCCCCGAAAAUCCGAAUCUUAAAAGAGGAGAAAAAAAAAACUUGAAACCAGUCCCGAAGUUGAGCGAGGUCACCGGCAUUUCAGAUAACCCAACCGCCUGUUGUUCUGCUCUGAACGCAUCUGUACUCACCGCAGACUCUGGAGACAGUACUCCUGCCGUCGUAAACGGAUUUCCUGUUCUGUUCUGUUGCCGUUCAAGUGUCUCGUCGACGUCAUCGAGGUUCCGCAAAGUGCCGAAACAUCGGGGCACCCGCAUGUGUUCCUGUUUCGUCAGAAACCUCCAGCUGCCUUCUCCAAUUUUCUGUAACUCAUAACAAUCGAGUGACCAUGGAUUGGGUCCUGAAACAAUUCGGCUCCCGGGAAAAAUGUUUUAGUCACAUCAGUUCAUGCAAAACUUCAUACAGGAUAAUUCUCCACAUGAGUCAACGUGAUUCACUGCUGUUCAGCAGUCCACGAGGCAUUAUCUCGUGAUUAUUUCGACCAGGGACGGAGAUUACUGAUGAAAUAUGGACGGAGUAGUAAGAACGAGUUUGCAACAGAGUCGUUAAUUAUUUUGAGAUCUGAGUGUUGACAGCAGACAUACAUCAUAUUGUAAUGACUCAAUGUAUAGUCCACAGCUCGAUAACGAGAUGCUAAUGGGUAAUUUCGAAGACAACAGAUUAAGAUUUAAUCCUGCGAUUACUCUAAUUCGUUAAAAAUGACGAAAGCAUUUCAGUGGAGAAAACAUCCUCUAGCAUUGCUGUGCUGUGCUGAAAAGACCGAUCCAGAAGUACUUGCAAACAAUGUGUUGAUUUUUUAGAUCUAGUUACUCCGGUAAUUUUCGAUUCAGGGAAUUAUUGCUUGACAGUGACAUGUUCCAUAAUUUAAAAAAACGGAACUCCGAAAUAGCUUGUUAAAAAAUCCAAAGGCAGUUGAGAAAUCGUACCUCGAGCCCUCCAAAACAGAAAAAAAAUCCAACUCAAUAUGCAAGGCAAUAGAGGUUCAAACAGGGAGUUGUGCAUCAAAUUAUUCAAAAAAGUUGAUGAUUCAAAUCUGCUGUCCAGUAACGUCAUAAUGCAGAUUAUUUUCCCUCAUUACUCCAGUCAGUUUUGCAUCCGCCAACUCAUGUAGCCAAGGAAACCUAAAAAAAAUAAUAUAAUCGGAAUUGCGGAUAUACUCCAAAAGUACUCGCCAACGUUCUCCAGCUGGAGAAUCAAUACAAAGACUUCUAAAAAUCAUCAGACACUUUCCAAACGGAUGAUCAAGGAAGGGCCCCAGCUCCAUCUACUACCGCUCCUGGAAAUCUCUCCCCAGUCUACUCCUCGCUUUCUUCCUCCGCUCCUUCGUUGGCCGUCUCCCCUCCUCGUCCCUUUCACUCUCUUCAUUCCAGAGCAACGUCUAUCGUGCAUCGCGGGGCCUGGGCCCUAAAGGUGGAAGCAUUCCAUUCAUGUUUCGGAAUAGGAGCGACGCAGUGUGAGAGCGUCGUCCGACGGACGAGGACGCAUAUUACGAGGAGUACACGAAUCAACGUCCUCCAGUCUAAUCACUCAGCUCACCCUGACACUUAACACAAAUCAAUCACAAUAUUUCUCUCUACUUUGGUUUUAAAUUGAAUUGCGAAUGAAGUGCCGAGUGAAUUGUAUUCGUGAAAUCAUUUGUUUCUUCUGGUGAACAUUCAUAUCCAGUUUUAUUUAUUUUAAUUUUCCAUUGUUGUGGAUUUUCGGCCAUUAUUGGUGGUAGAUCCACUGAAAAAAAUGUUGUGAUGGCCGAGAGACGCCGGCUUCCAAGCUCGGAGACUCCCCCCGGAACCCCCCCACUGGAGAAGAGAUCAAAGCUACGAGAAGAGCGAGAGCCUCCGGGAGAGGAACUAGAUCUCCUAGCGGAAGAGACUCUCGACACCACUCCUGGAAACGACAGAAGGCUGGAAGUUGAAGAAGCUGUCCCGAGCACUUCGGGAACCCUCGGCCUCGUGCAAUCCAGCACAGAGAGAAAGGCCGAAGGUUCCCUGGAGUCUUCAUUCAUCGGUGAACAUGCACACUAUCAAGAAUUAUCGCAAAUCGGCGAUGGUGCUUAUGGAACUGUCUACAAGGCCAGGGACGUAUCGAGCGGUCAGGUGGUUGCUCUGAAGAAGGUACGCGUAUCUCUAACUGAGGAUGGACUUCCCACAUCCACAUUGAGAGAAAUCGCAGGAUUGAAGCAGCUCGAGAGGUUCGAACAUCCCAAUAUCGUGAGACUCCUCGAUGUCUGCCAGGGAAAUUACCUCCAGCCUCCUGACAGGAGUGACAGAAAUAGACGUACAGACAGACCUGAUAAAGGACUUACGUUGUGGCUUGUCUUCGAGCACGUGGACAGGGACCUCGCCAAGUUCAUCUCUGCUUGUCCACCAACUGGCAUGCCACCUUCUUUGGCUAAACAAAUGUCCAAGGAGAUCCUGCUCGGAGUUGAUUUCUUACAUAGUCAUAGGAUCAUUCAUAGAGAUCUGAAACCACAGAAUAUUCUUGUCACGGCCGAGGGUAGAAUUAAGAUUGCAGAUUUUGGAUUGGCAAAGACUUACGAUUUUGAGAUGCGACUGACUUCCGUCGUCGUUACUUUGUGGUACAGAGCACCAGAGGUACUCUUGGGAUGUGCCUAUGCUACUCCUGUAGACCUGUGGUCAGUUGGGUGCAUUUUGGCAGAGUUAAAUACUCUGAAACCGUUAUUUCCUGGGAGUAGUGAAGGAGAUCAGCUUGAUCGCAUUUUCAAAAUUAUUGGAACACCAACCCAAGAAGCAUGGCCGAAAAACGUCUCCCUGAGUUAUACAGCAUUUCCCCAAAGAAUAGCAACACCACUUCGUAUCGUCAUUCCUGAGUUGUGUCCUUCUGGAAUCGAUCUCAUAUCUAAAAUGCUCACCUUCGAUCCCCAUAUCAGAUUAACCGCCUCUCAGGCUCUUCAACAUUCCUAUUUCACCAUGGAAUCUUCAUAACAUUUCUACCGGUUUAUUCGAACAUUAUAUAAUACAUAACUGGAAAAUAUGUAAACGUACUUGCAUGUACAAAAACUAAAGCCCGAAUUUUAAUCGUAAUCGUAAAAUGCAUAUCAAUUAAUUUUAUUAUGCACAUUAUUUAAGUUCUUUGUAUUUAUGUAUAAAUCUAGAUUAUGAGUUAGUUAUUAAUAAUGUUGGUGAAAUAUAAUAUUGUCACAUUGUGAGAGAACGUCGAAGCACUCGUCGAUGUGCAUUCGUUUACUCAAUCGUUAAUUAAUUGUUAAUGACGUUUCUAGAAUUUUAUAAUCACGUAAGACUGGGGUCAAUGACCCACUCAGGACUGCUGAAAAGUAUUAAGAUACUUUUUGAGUUUAACCAGAAAAAUCACUGCCGAUUUUAGUUUAUGUUUCUCUUGUAUAUUCAAUUCAAGACGUAGAUCAUUAAGCAUUUGGGUUAGAAUUGACAUAUGAUAUAUUUAGAAAUGUUAGAGUAAUUUGAUGCUGUACCUUAAGACGUCCAUCCCAUCGAAAAUUGGAUUGUCGAAAUAUUGAAAUAUAUGCUAUAAUAUUAUUUAUAAUGAUUUUUCAAAUUAAUUCAGGGGUGAAUGUGUGGAAUUGUUCGGUCAUUUUUGGGUGUUAUAGCAAUCAGACAAAAUCAGUUAAGAACCCACGAUGCAACAACCCCAUGUUCUGCCACAUAUUAACCAUUAUUGCCUUAAAUGGAUUAAAAACAAUGUAAUUAAGAGUAUGUAUAUCAGUCAAUAAUUCAUCCCUCAACAUUUUCCAUUUUCCCUUUGUCAUUUCCUCUCCUUCAUCCCCA